AUGGGAGCGAAAGCCACUGUUUUGGUGGCCGACGCGGACGUAGCGAAAGACAUACAGAUUAAGGACUUUCAUAACUUCACGGACAGAGCGAACCUCAAACUCAAAGGCGGACCCUUUGGUGACUCGCGUUUUGACGAAUCAUUUCUUAUUCUUCGGGGAAAGCGAUGGAAAAAAGUGAGAAGUGUUUCGACUCCGACUUUCAGCGCAUCCAAACUUAAGACAAUGACACCCAUUAUAGACGACGCCUUCAAGAACUUCAUUCAUAUAAUCGACAAGCGAUCCAAAACUGGUCACGAGUUUGAUAUUUAUGGAAAUGAAAAUGAAGUUCAAAUAAACGCACAAAACAAAGACACAAAUGAUUUAAAAGAUAGCAAACAACACAAAAAUGAAAUUUCUUUAACCGAUUCUGAAGUGUUAGCCAACUCUACAACACUAUAUUUGGCCGGAUAUGAGACGACGAGUACAGCACUCGGAUAUAUGUCUCAUAUCUUUGUUAAAUAUCCCGAUAUUCAGGAAAGAGUGAGACAAGAGGUGCAGAAACUGCAAGAAAGUGAUGGUAUCCUUGACUACAAUACUGUCCAGAAAUUAGAUUUUAUGGAUUGUGUUUUAAAGGAAACUUUCAGAUUUUAUUCGCCAAUCGUUACAUUUGUUGCCCGAGAAUGUCAUGAAGACUACAAACUCAAUGACACUAUUGUUAUACCAAAAGGCAGUUCAGUUGUGGUUGACGUCCAUUAUUUGCAUUACUCGCCCGACUAUUGUUGCGAACCCGAAGUCUUCGAUCCCAUGAGGUUUAGCGCCGACCGAAAGCACGAGAUUUACCCGAAUUCGUGGCAACCCUUCGGAAGUGGUCCACGAAAUUGCAUUGGAAUGCGAUUCGCAUUACUUGUGGUGAAGCUAUCGUUGGUUAAACUUCUCCUCAAUUACCGACUAAUUAGUGGUGCGAAGACUGAAACCGCAAAUUUCUCGCUUACGACCACUAUAUUUACCCAAAGCCCUAGUAAUGGCAUUUUCUUGAAAGUCGCUCAACUCUAG
Molecule: messenger RNA, 1032 nt
Organism: Medioppia subpectinata
Lineage: Eukaryota; Metazoa; Arthropoda; Arachnida; Sarcoptiformes; Oppiidae
Source: the annotation of a GenBank genome assembly